AUGGCUACCGAUUUGUUCUGUUGCGAAAGACUUCAACCGGAUUUAAGAAAAACCGAAAAGGAUCCGGUUAUAUUCAGCGAUUUUCGCGUUAUAAAUAAUUUAUUGAACUUGGAAAAACAAUAUAUACCAUCAUGUGAUUAUUUUUCAAAUGUUCAAACGGAUAUAAAACCAUUUAUGAGAAAAAUUGUAUCAACGUGGAUGCUGGAGGUAUGCGAGGAACUAGGCGUCGAAAAACAAGUAUUUCCCUUAGCUGUAAAUUAUUUAGAUCGAUUUUUAUGUAAUUUUUGCAUAAAUAAAAAACAUUUGCAAUUGGCCGCAUCCGUGUGCAUAAUGGUAGCAUCGAAAAUUAGACAGUGUCAAUACGUUAGCAUGGAAACUUUGUGCUUUUACGCGGAUCACAGCAUAACGCCGCAGGAAAUGAAGGAUUGGGAACUUUUAAUACUUUCGAAACUUCAAUGGAACGUAGCUGCCGUGACUGGUUUCGAUUACAUCGAUCACAUCAUCGACAGAGUUUCUUGGGGAACGGAAAAUCCGUUAAUAAGAAGGCACGCAUCCACCCUAGUCGGCAUUUGUUAUACAGGAAAAUUACGUGUCGGAGUUUUCAUUGUUUUUAUUACUCGUCACUAA
Molecule: messenger RNA, 627 nt
Organism: Pediculus humanus corporis (human body louse)
Lineage: Eukaryota; Metazoa; Arthropoda; Insecta; Psocodea; Pediculidae
Product: G1/S-specific cyclin-D2, putative
Exons: 4
Coding region: 1-627 (208 amino acids)
Biological process (GO): regulation of cyclin-dependent protein serine/threonine kinase activity; positive regulation of G1/S transition of mitotic cell cycle; mitotic cell cycle phase transition
Cellular component (GO): cytoplasm; nucleus; cyclin-dependent protein kinase holoenzyme complex
Molecular function (GO): cyclin-dependent protein serine/threonine kinase regulator activity
Source: RefSeq, a predicted model, not a curated record